AUGUCAACGAUAACUUCGAUAGCAUCGAACGACAAAGGAGGGUGGAAAGAGUUAUCACGAAUACUCGCGGAAAUCUUGUACCCAAUGGGGUUUGACUUGGUCAAGGCGUUUCCUGCCGAGAGAUACAACUCCAAUUUAUCGUCCGCGGGGACAUUGGUUCCACUGUCGGCAACAAAUUUCAAAAACACCGACAAGUCCAUUUCCACACAACACAAUCAUUCAUCCACCUUAUCAGUAAUAAUAGGUAACACUAAACACCUUUGGCCAAUUUUCCUGAACCAUUAUGUGAAGAACAUGCGAGAAAACGCCGGUGAUACUCAAUGUGCCAACUCGACGACCGAAGAAAUGGACGACACCUAUAAGAGGGACAACCCGUUAGACUGGUAUACCCAAGUUAGCGUUGAGUCGGCGGUGAAGAGUGCAGUUUCGAAGUUUGCUGGCAAUACUUCCAAAUACGAUAUUCGAUAUGUCUUCGAUCUGAGUGAGGAUAGAUUCGUGGCAUUUCAGCAGUUAGCACAGGACGCGGGGUUGUCAUAUUACAAUAAGAUAUGUUAUUUGAAUGUUCACUCCGAAUAUGGUCCGUGGAUUGGAUUGAGGGCUGUUGUAACAUUUGAUGCUGAAGGGCCACCAAACACUCCGGAUCUAUUUCCCACACUUGAAAAUCCAUAUCCAAAAGGGGAUCAACUAUUGCGAACGAAAAUGGACGAAAUAUUUGUCAUGAACGACGGUGGUUACCACCAGUCAUCGAAGAGCACGAGUGUCACCGAGAGCGUCGCAAGUAUUCGUAGGGACUGGCAUAAAUGGGUGGAGUUACGCGAUAUCGCCGGUGGAUUCAUGACCGAGGAGAUGAAAUUUAAAUACCGAUACUUCGAGGAACAGUUAGAAUAUCAUUAUACAAAGAAUUUGAAAUUAUUAUUGAAAGCAGAUUCGCAAUGUUUGUAG
Acaulospora colombiana is the source of this 942-nucleotide messenger RNA. Lineage: Eukaryota; Fungi; Glomeromycota; Glomeromycetes; Diversisporales; Acaulosporaceae. The record is from the annotation of a GenBank genome assembly.